UAUAGUGUUUGACACACAGCUAUAGUUUCAUGAUGCACUCGUUGCUGUAGCAGAGGGGUUUAGCCGAAUCGUGAAAGCAUCGAUGAUGACGCGUAUUACUUUCCUUCAUCCUGAUCUCGGAAUUGGCGGUGCGGAGAGACUGGUUGUCGAUGCAGCCCUUGCUUUGCGCAAAAACGGUCACGACGUAAAUUUCGUGACAACUCAUCACGACCCGGAACACUGUUUCACUGAGACCAGGGAUGGCACAUUUUCUGUCACUGUUGUGGGCAACUGGUUACCCAGGCAUAUUCUGGGCAGGUUCUACGCACUUUGCACCUAUUUACGCAUGAUAUAUGCAGCCACUUACAUAAUAUUUUCUAACCAACGACCAGAAGUUGUCUUUUGUGACCUGGUAUCUGUAUGCAUUCCUGUUCUUCGACUGCGAAUUCCAUAUGUGGUAUUUUAUUGUCACCAUCCAGAUCAGCUGCUCUCACAGCCUGGAGGCUACAGUAAACAGCUGUAUCGUAUGCCUCUAAAUUAUUUGGAAGAAAUUACUACAGGCAUGGCUCAUAAAAUAUUUGUAAAUAGUAUUUAUACAGGCAAUGUGUUUAGAAACACAUUCAAGCGAUUACACACUGAACUGGAAGUCUUAUAUCCCUCUAUUAAUACUGAUUUUUUUGACAAAACAAGAAUAGUGUCUAUAGAAAGGGUACUGGAUAGAAAAUUAUCAGAUGAUAGUAUUAUACUGUUAUCUAUCAACAGAUAUGAGCGCAAAAAGAAUUUAUCUCUUGCUUUAGAAGCUCUAGCAGAGUUAGAGAAUCUUCUGACAAAAGAAAUAUACAAACGAGUGUACUUGAUUAUAGCUGGUGGGUAUGACAAGAGAGUUGAGGAGAAUGUGGAAUAUCAUUUGGAAUUAAUAGGACUCGCUGACGAGUUACAUGUGACAGACAAAGUAAUGUUCUUACGUUCGCCUUCUGACAUAGAUAAAGUCUCUAUACUUCAUCAUUGCAAAAUUGUAAUAUAUACACCACCAAAUGAGCAUUUCGGCAUUGUGCCGCUGGAAGCAAUGUAUAUAGGCAAACCAGUAAUCGCUCAUAAUUCUGGCGGUCCGAUGGAAUCAAUAGUGUCUGGAGAGACCGGUUUUUUAGUCGACUUAUCCGGUCAGGCAUUUGCCUCGAAAAUAGCCUUCCUGAUCACAAACCCAGAUCGCACAGAAAAUUUCGGAAAAUCUGGUAGAGACAGGUUUCUAAAGAUUUUCAGUUUCGCCGCAUUCAGCGCUAAAUUGAAUAAGGCAAUAGAGGACUUAAUUAACAAGAAAGUAAAGUAACAAUGAAAGUGCUAUCCGAAUAAAUAUUCACGGUAUUCUUGACUUUUGCACAAUAUCAAAUAUAUCUUGAAUGAUUAUCGAAAAUGGUACUAGGAAAAGGGGAUAAGAGAAUGAUUGUUUUUAUGGAAUAUUUUUAGCAACCUGUAUCGAUUAAGUAUCCGACUGAAAUUUGCAUUUCUUACUAAAUGUUUAUAAGUUAUCUCUCCAAUUUAAUCUUCCAUCUAUCUUCACAUAUCUCUUUUUAAUUUUACCUUUUUUCUCACAAUGAGAUUCAAAACUUUCUUUGGUCAUUUAAAUAGCUCUAACGAACAGUUGAAGGAAACAGAAUGAUUAUAUUAUAUAUGGUAAAAAUACUGACAAUAAAUGAAA
Molecule: messenger RNA, 1675 nt
Organism: Harpegnathos saltator (Jerdon's jumping ant)
Lineage: Eukaryota; Metazoa; Arthropoda; Insecta; Hymenoptera; Formicidae
Gene: Alg2
Product: alpha-1,3/1,6-mannosyltransferase Alg2
Exons: 3
Coding region: 83-1306 (407 amino acids)
Biological process (GO): dolichol-linked oligosaccharide biosynthetic process
Cellular component (GO): endomembrane system
Molecular function (GO): GDP-Man:Man(1)GlcNAc(2)-PP-Dol alpha-1,3-mannosyltransferase activity
Source: RefSeq, a predicted model, not a curated record